UUCAUGAGUGUGGAGUAUAUUUUGAGAAGUAGAAAACGUUCUCGAAGUACUCGUAGCAUAUAUAAGAACGGUACCUCAGUACCUGUACUUUGACAUUUGGUCCAGAGUAAUCCGUCUAGAGAACCGCACAUGUAUGUACUUGUGGUUUUAUCUGAUAAUAAAAAAACCGAAAAGCGCUUGCACGGCAAUGAAAAGUGUUAUUAUCGUUGUCUCCGUUAUACCGUUAUGUGUUUUUACUUCUGAAUUUUUCGAUUUUUCUUAUCAGAAGCCAGUAAACAUAGAAACGCACGUCGAAAUAUUUAAUAUCUACGGUCUACGUUUAUCAAAGUUCGAUUUGAAAAUGAUUCCACUACUACCUGUUGUAAUUUUAGCAGUUGUCAAGAAUAGCUGGGUUGACAGUAAGCCACUUCCGGCGGCAAAUUUUUCCUUUGCCACUAAUCGUCUACUGGAUAUGUCGCACUCCUUAUCAGCGGAGACUAUAUUUUGGCAAGGAGGCGGGUACAAUUUUACCCUCACACAUCAGGAUUACGUUACGGAAGCCAAUCUCACUUUUCGCUCGGGCCACUUUAUUGCCGGUGAGCAUGGAGGCACGCAUCUGGAUAGUCCGUAUCAUCUCAAUUUUUCCGCGGACGGCAUGGCCGAUCUCACACUGCACCAGUUAACCGGUCCCGCAGUCCGUAUCGACAUUGUCGACAAGGUCAAAGCCAACCUGGAUUACCAGCUCAGUGUCGACGACAUUCAAGCCUUCGAGAACAAGUACGGCCGCAUCCCCGAAGGCGCCUUCGUCUUCAUGUACUCCGAAUGGGGUCAACGCUGGCCGGACUACCGGAAAGUCUAUAACACCGAAACCCUCGCCGACGGGCGGACCUAUCAUUACCCCGGCUUCCAUCCGGAAGCGACGGAAUUCCUGGUGCAGCAGCGUAACAUCCGCGGCAUCGGUGUGGACUCGCCGUCCACGGACAACGCCCGUUCCACGGAAACCAUGGGCGCCCACUUGGCGCUGGCCAAAGAGAACCGGCUGGGGAUCGAGCACGUGGCCAAUGUAGAUAAACUGCCGCCGGUGGGCGCUUUUGUCAUCCUGGCACCCAUGAAGAGCAAGGCCGGCACCGGCGCCCCGGUGCGGGUGAUUGCGGUGCUUCCGGAAUAGAAGACUGUGAAUUAUAAAUAAUUGCGCGAUGUUGCAGAAGAACGCUGUAGGGCUUGUUGUGAUUUUGUUAGUCAUGUAGUGCUUUGUCCCGCGCUUUGACAAUGACAGUAAACUUUUCUGUGGUUGAUGUUAUUGUGGGUUUUUAUGUGUCACUGAUCAUCCUGACUUUAUAUGUAUGAGAAAAAAAUUUAUUGCUCUUCGCUCUCCAGGUAUAAUUUGAAAGACAAAAAUUUUGAGAUGCGUUGCAGCCUUGUUGUUAGAAAUACCGAGAUACAAAAAGGG
This is a messenger RNA of Paramacrobiotus metropolitanus, 1429 nucleotides long. Its product is annotated as isatin hydrolase-like. Gene Ontology annotation, molecular function: arylformamidase activity. The coding region runs from base 134 to 1147 and encodes 337 amino acids. The transcript is spliced from 2 exons. The record is from RefSeq and is a predicted model, not a curated record. NCBI's taxonomy places the organism in Eukaryota, Metazoa, Tardigrada, Eutardigrada, Parachela, Macrobiotidae.